This is a messenger RNA of Hevea brasiliensis (rubber tree), 692 nucleotides long. RefSeq names its product tubulin-folding cofactor A. The coding region runs from base 166 to 483 and encodes 105 amino acids. Gene Ontology annotation, cellular component: microtubule cytoskeleton; cytosol. Gene Ontology annotation, biological process: post-chaperonin tubulin folding pathway; tubulin complex assembly. Gene Ontology annotation, molecular function: beta-tubulin binding. The record is from RefSeq and is a predicted model, not a curated record. The transcript has 4 exons. NCBI's taxonomy places the organism in Eukaryota, Viridiplantae, Streptophyta, Magnoliopsida, Malpighiales, Euphorbiaceae.
GUGGGCUUAGGCCCAGUGCACUUGUCUCGCUUGCCGCACGCGCCACGAACACAAUCAUCUGUUUCCCUCUCUUCCAGAGCUUUUGCAGCGACACUGAUUUUGCACUCUCAGCUCUCGCUAACGCUCUCUCUUCCUCCCAUCGAAGAAAUUCAAGCAAAGGUUAGGAUGGCUACUCUUAGAAAUCUGAAAAUCAAGACGAGCACUUGCAAACGCAUUCUGAAGGAGCUGCGUUCAUAUGAGAAAGAGGUUGAGAGAGAAGCUGCUAAAACAGCUGACAUGAAGGAGAAGGGAGCGGACCCUUAUGACCUUAAGCAACAGGAAAAUGUGCUGGCUGAAUCGAGGAUGAUGAUUCCUGAUUGCCACAAGCGCCUUGAAGUUGCAUUAGCUGACCUAAAAGGGACUUUGGAAUUGACGACAAGGAGAAUGAUUGGCAGUAGUAGACUACAAGAUGGGCUAUAUCUCUUGAAUGAUUAUGUUGGCUAGGCCAUGUUGGGGCAAUCUAUGGAUGUUGAGAAACAAAUUAUCAUGUGGCAUAGAAGAUUAGGACAUCCUUCAUUUACUGUUUUAGAGAAACUUUAUUCUUUUCUGUUUAAACAAUGCAAAACUGAAUUGUUAGUAUGUGAUGCUUGUGAGUUUGCUAAACAUACUAGACAAUCAUCCUACAAUAAAUAAUAAGGUUUCAGUUCCUUUUA